AUGACGUUGGAACCACACUACAAUGCUAAGUCUGCUGCUGCUGCCAGUGUUUUUGUUGCUCGCUCUGCAAAUGAGAGCCCAACAAGAAACACAAAGGCUUCUCCUAAAAAAAAAAUGUAUCCGCAGUCGAAGGGUAUUUCCAUACGGAUUGACAAUCUCCCUCCGGGCAAGACCUGGGCCCAGGUUAAAUACUUGAUAGGAGGGAUCAUAUACCAUAGCAACAUCCUGCAGGUAAAAAUGCUUCCUCCAAUGACUUCUGUGGUUCCUCCUUUCAUCACUUUCCAAAGUUGUAUUGUCAUUUUGAAAAACUCUGUCGAUAAAGAGUCCCUGGAAAAUUUAUUGUUUACUUUGAACACUUACCAAUGGGAUUAUCAUGACCUCUUUGUCUAUAUGUUGCCGUAUACGAAUGAUUCUCUUCCUCUGCGAUAUUCAGAAGCGAGUGAUAAUAAUAACGAAGUUCGGAGCAUUACUGAUGACACUGAUAAGUCAUUGUCUCCUCGGUUUGUGAGUCAUGUGUCAUCCGUCACGCCGCAACCAGCAUCUGUUUCCACUCCACCUUCUCAAUAUUUCACUUUCUCGCCUGAAUUGGGCUUGCGAAAUAAUGAAAACGUAACUCCACUUACCACGCCUGUGCCAGUACCGGUUGGUGUGCCGCCUCUUACUCCCCUGCCUCAUGGCCCAUUUCCAACUUCGAUGCUACCUAUAUUAGGUGCUCCUCCAGGCACAGUACCUAAUAUGCAAAUGCCGUACCAGGCCAAUCUACUUCCGUCUACCGCUGCUGCUGCCGGUGGUCCACUGAUCUCUCCCACACACUAUCCUCGUCGUCGACAUUUUUACCAUCAGAACCAAAGCCAGUUCCAAAAGUAUAUGCACAAUAACCCCAGAAACCUGGAUGCUGGCACAGGUCCUCAUCAUCUUUCUUUGAGGAAUAAUAAAAUAAACUCUUCUUAUAACGAAAUAUCUGCCCUUUAUAACUUGAACAUGGCAUCGAAUACCAAUAAUAUCGGCAAUAGCACCACCACUAAUACAAAUGGCAGUGACCAUGCCCUUGAAAUGAAAAACAGUGGGGCUAUUUCACCUACACAAACCCAAAUAAACCACAAACGACUAAAACAUAUAUUCAAUGAGAAAAGUUUCAGAAAACAAAUGACAAAUAGAGGUAUGUGGCAGUUGAAGAUUAUAAAUUUCCCCCCCUAUAUACCUAUGGAAUCCUUAGAAAAAUUAUCUGAACCUGAUUUUAAUGACUUAGUGGACCAAGAUAACUUUACAGUUAUUAAAAUUAAAGAGAAAGGACAUUUGGAAAAGUUUGGAAGGCUAAGAUGGACAGUUCUUAAAGAUUUCAUAAAGUUGAAAUGUCCCAAGUUAUUAAGACUGCAAGAAAGGCAAUUUCUACAACAACAGAACGAAGUUACUUCACUAAAUGAAUCCAUGGAUGCAUUGAAGAUAUCAGAUAAUGAGAACACCAAUGGCAGCUCAAGUAACAGUACAUAUACAAAUGGCGGACCUCGGUCAUCGAUCAACAACACGAGGGAAUUUUAUGUGGGGGUUUAUGAGGACCACGAAGAGGUAACCCUAUUGAAGUUUGAUUUACCGGAGGAUGAAUUGGAGGAGUUUAAUAAAAGUUUGCCGAAUAUUUUCACACGUAGUGACAGCGGAGACACCUGUAACACGGAGGAAAAUAAUAAGACAAAGUAUUUCAAGGUUAAUACGAUCGUUUAUAAUGCUAUUGUGGGGUUCCACGAUAAGGAACUGUCUGAUCUGACCUUCGAGUCCUUACAAGACCAAGAAUACUCACUGGGGUACAAAAUUAAUGUAAGGGAACUACCACCAUUUGACGAAGAUGAAUUUGAUAAACAACAACAGCAAUACUAA
This is a messenger RNA of Saccharomyces mikatae IFO 1815, 1872 nucleotides long. RefSeq lists its product as uncharacterized. The transcript has a single exon. The coding region runs from base 1 to 1872 and encodes 623 amino acids. Lineage: Eukaryota; Fungi; Ascomycota; Saccharomycetes; Saccharomycetales; Saccharomycetaceae. The record is from RefSeq and is a predicted model, not a curated record.